This is a messenger RNA of Desarmillaria tabescens, 1141 nucleotides long. RefSeq names its product Bax inhibitor family protein. Gene Ontology annotation, cellular component: mitochondrial inner membrane. The record is from RefSeq and is a predicted model, not a curated record. Lineage: Eukaryota; Fungi; Basidiomycota; Agaricomycetes; Agaricales; Physalacriaceae. The transcript is spliced from 7 exons. The coding region runs from base 76 to 1065 and encodes 329 amino acids.
ACUUUCCUCCCUCCAAAUUCCUGCUUAGAUUGUCAUCCAAGGUCAUCCUUGUUUCAGUCUUCUACCACCACCAUCAUGUUGCGUGUCGGUUUCUCCUCCUCCGCUCGUCCCUUCCUCACCGCAAAUUUUGCUCGCCAAGCUCGCCUGGCUCGUCAAUUCAGCAGCUUCAGAACUAAUGGCCUGCUUCAAACUUUACAGAAGCGCUCUAAUCCCUUCACGCGGGGAAGCGUAUUUUUGUCCUCGCGCUCCUACAUGUCGGAGACACCGAUAAUUCAGACCUCAAAAGCUUUUUCAUGGCGGAGAUUCGCGUUGACGGCGGCUGGAGUCGCCGGAACCGUCGUCGUUAUUGAAGGCGUUUUGAAUCGAGAGACUCGAGAUGGGUUGUCAGCCGGCGAGCAGGCGCUGCUCCACGACAGCUUCAAGUACACAGGCGGAGGACUCGUCCUCACUGCCCUCGCUGCGAGGGCCAUGUUCAAAUCAGGUUUUGCUGUCAGAGUGAUGACUGCUAAUCCCUGGCUGGUAUUGGGUGUCAGUUUGGUCGGAGGUAUUGGGACUAUGAUGGGUACCAUGUACACGUCGCCGGAAAACACCGUUCAGAAGCAUCUUCUCUGGGGGGCUUUCAACCUGUGUCAAGCUGCUACUCUUAGCCCCAUGUUCUUCUUUGCCCCUGCCAUUCUGUCGAGAGCAGCGUUGUACACCUGCGGAAUUGUCGGUUCGCUCUCUUAUGUCGGGGCUACUGCGACAAACGAUAAGUAUAUCAACAUGGGUGGUCCUCUCCUAGCUGGUAUCACUGUCGUCGCACUUAGUUCCUUGGCACCAAUGGCUCUGCCACUUGGUAUGCGCGGUCUCGCCGUCACCGAAGCUAUCUCUCUGUAUGGCGGAUUGGCAUUGUUUGGUGCUUUCGUGCUCUACGAUACUCAGAAGAUUCUCCUCCACGCCCGCAUGGCCGAGCAGGGUAGAAUGAAAGCUGAUCCCAUAAACGAAGCCCUCGGCCUCGAGUUGGACAUGAUCAACAUAUUUAUCCGACUAGUCCAAAUUUUAUCCAUGCAAAAUAACAGAAAGUAAAUAAGGGACUCUAUGGAACUUCAUUGUAUCUUAUCACCAAAUGUAUCUUCUGCCUCACUCACACAAUGAAAGAGAA